Molecule: messenger RNA, 2247 nt
Organism: Amphiprion ocellaris (clown anemonefish)
Lineage: Eukaryota; Metazoa; Chordata; Actinopteri; Pomacentridae
Product: complement C1q-like protein 4
Exons: 3
Coding region: 13-657 (214 amino acids)
Molecular function (GO): protein binding
Source: RefSeq, a predicted model, not a curated record
CCAAGCGAUCAGAUGAGUCAGACACUGAGUGUUGCGCCCGAGAUGAUGGUUCGUUCCAUUUAUCUGCUGCUGUUUUUCUGCUGUGUUGUGAGCGCAGGUUACUAUAAGGAGGAUCCACCACCCAGACCUUCCUGCCCACAGCACUGCGUUAGUCAGUCAGAGUUCAAUGAACUGCAUAGAAAACUGGACCAGCUGGACGCUAAACUGAAAGACAAUAUCAACUGCACUGAAGAACUAAAGAGGAAAGCAAAAAUUACGGUGGCAUUCACUGCAGCUGUAGGAAGACAAGGAGCCAUCGGACCCUUCAAAUCAGACAAAUUUUUAGUCUACAGAAGAGUCAUUACAAACAUUGGCCAUGCUUACAAUCCCAAGAACGGUAUCUUCACCGCACCGUUUGCCGGUGUUUAUUACUUCGCCAUCUUCUAUCACGCCGGAGGAGAGUGCGAGGCAAUGCUGUAUCUCUACAGGAACUACCGGCUGAUGGUCAUGACCAGUGAUCAUGCAACGCGCCACGACACAGCAGAUAAUGGAGGAAACUCAGUGGUGCUGUAUCUGGAUAAAGGAGACCGAGUGUAUGUGUGCUUGGCUGCAAACACACAUGUCUGGGGAUCUUUUUAUCAUACAACUUUCACUGGUUUCUUGGUCCACCUACUGUAAAAAAAAAUAAAUAUAUAAAAAAACUAUAACUCUAAAAAUGAAUCUAAUUUGAUAGAAAGAUACUGGAUGCUGACUGAAAUAAAUCAUCUGACAUUUCCUUUGAUUAUUCUAAUCUAUAAGUGGACAUCUUGCAUUGUGGAUGUAUAGAAAUUAAUGCAGCAUCUUUAGAAAACAAACAUGUUGCUCCCUGUGGCAAGUUUUUCUUUGCAUACUAGAGUGGCUAAGAAGAGAGUUCAGUUGAAUUCCAGAUUGGCUGGUUUCUGUUUCAUUCAGUUUUUAUUUGAUUCCAUCCAGUAAAGUCUUGCUACAGCACUUACAGUAGAUGUGAGAGGACAUUAGAUGCAUGAUGCCAGCUGUUAGGAGACAAAGCAAACAGUUUGCACAGUUUUGCUGCAUGGAUUCAACUGGAACAAGCAAUAACUUAACAAUUUGGGUGUUCUGUGUCACCAUUAAACAAACAGUCAUAUCAGUCGUAUCUGUAAUCUCUGCACUGUCAGAAUUCACUGGUAUCAGAUACGAUGAAGUAUUCACGUUCAAAGAAACUUCCCGGGAAAAUGGAUCAACAAUUACACAAACGAGCUGUAAAAUAGGACUCAAGUUCAUUGCUGUUUCCCUGGAAUCCUAUUUCGGUCAAAUAUAAUCUGGGAUAUCAAAGGUUAAGUGAUUGUCAGUAAAAGCGAUUGACGCUACUUCAUCAAAACAUUUCUGCUGAAACACUAAACACAUAAUCUGCAACGAAUACUGAAGCCACGUGGCAAAUGGGAUGUUAAAGUGAACAGUUAGUCUUUAAACAACAUAAAAGCAACAGAAAGUUAUGUCUCACAAAAAUACAGUCAUUUUUCAUUAAUUCAAUACGUUUUCUAGCCUUACUUUUACAUGAGAUCAUGUGUAUCUUUUAAAUGUUAAAUCAAGGAUGUUUGCAGGUGUAAAUGCAAUGAAAUGAUCAAUUUAUACAAACAAAUAAAGUUAAUAGAAAGAAUCAGGUGCAAUACUGCUGAAAACUUGUGUAUAUAUAAGAAAAACAAAGCUAAAGGACUGUUGUAUUACUAGUAAUUCAGUUUCUAAUUGCGAGAAUGUACUGUUAAUAUUAGAUAAUGUCAAGUGUAGUUUUUACACGUAACUUGUCAUAAAAUUCUAUUAAAUGUCAAAAUGAAUGGAUUUAACUUUGAAAAGUUGGCAAACCACAAUAUACUGUUACAUCGGAUAAUAUAAUUUUACACUUAAUAAAAAACUACAGUGUGUUCAUUAUAUUGCCUUGUGAUUCUAUUCUGUCUUGUCUUAAUACCUGUUUAAAAGUUUGGGGUCACCCAAGCAAUUUCAUGUUUUCCAUCAAAACUCACAUUUUUAUUCAAGUGCAAACAUAACUGCACAAGGGUUUUCUAAUCAUCAAUUAGCCUUUCAACACCAUUAGCUAACACAAUGUAGCAUUAGAACACAGGAGUGAUGGUUGCUGGAAAUGUUCCUCUGUAGCCCUAUGGAGAUAUUCCAUUAAAAAUCAGCUGUUUCCAGCUAGAAUAGUCAUUUACCACAUUAAUAAUGUCCAGACUGGCUUUCUGAUUCAUUUAAUGUUAUCUUGAUUUGAAAAAAAUG